AUUUUAAACUCCUGUGCGCGCUCCUGAUCGAAUCGAAGGAGACGGAGGAGCAACUGAAAACCCGCUAUCACACUGCCAGCUUCCCGACUAACAAUCUGUCUUCACAGUAUUAUUAAAAUCCUGGAAAAAUAGCAGGAUGUCUGAAGAAAAGCCAAAGGAAGGUGUAAAAACGGAGAAUGACCACAUCAACCUCAAGGUAGCUGGUCAAGAUGGGUCAGUUGUACAGUUCAAAAUCAAAAGGCACACUCCACUCAGCAAGCUAAUGAAAGCAUACUGCGAAAGACAGGGUUUGUCAAUUCGUCAGAUAAGGUUUAGGUUUGACGGACAGCCGAUCAAUGAAACAGACACACCUGCACAGCUGGAGAUGGAGGAUGAAGACACUAUUGAUGUAUUUCAACAACAGACAGGAGGGGCCUCUUCCUAAAUGGAAAGUGGACACACCUCACAGAGGACUCCAUACUUGGAGGAGCAUCCACACUAUGUUUUCAUUAUAUACUUGUUGAUUUAUUGAAUUUUUUUUGUUUGUUUGUUUUGUUUUGUUUUUUUGUUUGCUUGUUUUUUCAUCUGCUUGCCCAAAUGUCAAGCUCCACACAGCAUAAAAAGAUAUGGUUAUUUCAUUGGGGCCAAAUCCUAACUUUGAGAUGCAGGGUAAUUUUUUUCCAGUUUCCAGUUGCUUUACUCACAUACCUUACAAAACGGAUAAUAUGAUAUUGUCCAAGGCAGGGACAGAUCUCAGGUUGGCUAUGGCCUGCAAUGAAACACCUGUUUUAUUUUUGUUUUCUUUUAUUUGUUUGUUUUUUUUAUUGGAAGAUCUGCAUGUCUGUCAUAAUUCAUAAGGUGAAUUACAUGCCAAAAUCCACAAAUUGUUUAUUUCUCCAGAUCCUCCAGCGUUCAACUUCAGGAUUAACUGUUUUCAGUCAUAGUUUGAUGGGACACAGUUACUUUGUUGGUAUGCUAUAUUGUUAUGUAACUCAUUUUUAGUCUUCUUUUAUAGGAACAGCCCAUUCAGAAUAAUUUGUCUGAUUUAUCCAUGCUCAUUUUUAACUAACAAUUUGCUCCGAAAAAUAAUGCUUGUGCAAAGUUGUAUAUGGACGCUUUACCUCAGUAGUGUCACUCUCAAUGCUGUUUUGAUUGAACGGUAAUAAAGCAUGGUAAUGUUUUCUGGACCAAAAAUGCUAAAUGAACAGUGUUCUCAAUAAAAUAGUUUGGUAAAUAGGAAAGAGCAGUGUCAGAAGAUGGUGUAACUAAGGAGUGGUUUCAUGUCAGUACAGGAGAACAGGUUAAAAUAGCCUUUUCUCCACCAUUUUAUUAGUAGAAUAAGGAGACUCCACCAUACCCAGUCCAGAAACAGCUCCUACUCCCCUGUCUGGAAUGUGCUCUUCUGAACUGAUUUGUUUUUGUUGCAAGGUCAGGAGUAUUCCCUACAGUCGGCAAAUAUUGAGUCAUUGCUGUAUUGCUAGAUUGAACACAGUCCUUAAAAAUCUAUAGACAUUCUUGACGUGCUAGGAUUGUUUGUUCAUUGACUCGUGUGUCGGUAGAAAUCUUAUGAUUGUCCACCUUCAUUCUUAAAAUAAGAUUUGAGAGGUUGGAAUUGGCAAACAAAUAUUCCACAGAUCUUUGAUUUGUACAUUAUCUGUUGUCCUUAUACUGUAUACAAUAAAUAUAGUUUGAUACUCAGCC
Molecule: messenger RNA, 1680 nt
Organism: Myripristis murdjan (pinecone soldierfish)
Lineage: Eukaryota; Metazoa; Chordata; Actinopteri; Holocentriformes; Holocentridae
Gene: sumo3b
Product: small ubiquitin like modifier 3b
Exons: 4
Coding region: 137-424 (95 amino acids)
Molecular function (GO): protein binding
Source: RefSeq, a predicted model, not a curated record